UGUCUGUUUUUUUUUUUUCUUAAGUACCAUCGAAGACAACAACUUCAUUAGAUUUCUCAACCUAAUAGUAAUAUCAUACCCCUACCACCUUGGCACCUGGCCCUUCUUAUAUGUCCACUCAACCCUCGACUUCUCUUCACUCCCAUUCAUAUCCUUUGCCCUCUUUCUCCCUCAUAUAACCUCCUUUUUCUUUCACUCUUGUUUAUUGAACAUUAGUUUGGUAUAAUCUUGAAAUGGGUGAUAUCUCUUGUUCAAACGGCAUCAGUAAUGGGAAUGGCUUCAACGGAAACGGCCAUGCCCAAAGGAAAAGUUGUUGGUAUGAAGAAGAGAUCGAAGAAAACUUGAGAUGGUGUUUUGCUCUCAAUAGCAUUUUGCACACGGGUGCUACACCAUACCAGGACAUUCAACUCUUGGACACAAAGCCUUUUGGAAAGGCUCUAGUCAUUGAUGGAAAGCUUCAAAGCGCAGAGAUUGAUGAAUUCAUCUACCAUGAAUCUCUUGUACAUCCGGCACUUCUUCACCAUCCAAACCCCAAAAACAUCUUCAUCAUGGGAGGAGGUGAGGGUUCUACAGCAAGAGAAUUGCUAAGGCACAAAACGGUUGAGAAUGUUGCCAUGUGCGACAUUGAUGAGGAAGUGGUGGAAUUUUGCAAGUCAUAUCUGGUGAUUAAUAGAGAUGCUUUCUGUGAUCCUAGACUUGAUCUUGUCAUCAAUGAUGCCAGGGCUGAGCUUGAAAGGAGAGAAGAGCUUUAUGAUGUGAUCAUAGGUGACCUUGCAGAUCCAAUUGAAGGAGGUCCAUGUUACCAACUCUACACCAAGUCCUUCUAUGAAAGUACUGUAAAACCAAGACUCAAUCAGGGUGGUAUUUUUGUAACACAGGCAGGACCAGCUGGAGUUUUCAGCCAUGCGGAAGUUUUUUCUUGCAUCUAUAACACCCUGAGGCAGGUUUUCAAAUAUGUUGUGCCCUAUUCAGCACAUAUUCCUUCCUAUGCCGACAUCUGGGGAUGGAUCAUGGUCUCUGAUUCGCCAUUGAUCCUGAAUGCCGAUGAAUUGGACCUGAGGAUGAAACAAAGGAUCAAAGGUGAAAACAGAUAUCUUGAUGGCCAAACAUUCACAUCAGCCUCCACCUUAAGCAAAGCUGUUCGGAAAUCAUUGGACAAUGAGACUCACGUUUACACGGAAGAAAAUGCGAGGUUCAUCUAUGGCCAUGGCACUGCCCAGAAGCACAAUCAACCCUGAAACUGAAAACACAAGGGAGCUCCCACAUACAGAAAAGAGACACAAAUGACAGAGAGUUAAAAGCAAACUUUUCUCUUUUUUUCUCAUGGUUUUCCCAGCUGUCCAUUAUCCUUCUCCCACUUUUCUUUUUUCUUGGCUACUAGUAGUAAUCUUCUUUUUGCCUAUGCAGUGACUUGAAAGAAAUGAAAUAUAUUAAUGCAAAAUGGGCGUUUGUGAACUUUGAUUUGGUUUCACC
Messenger RNA from Coffea eugenioides, 1473 nucleotides. RefSeq names its product thermospermine synthase ACAULIS5-like. Gene Ontology annotation, molecular function: thermospermine synthase activity. The coding region runs from base 234 to 1238 and encodes 334 amino acids. Gene Ontology annotation, biological process: polyamine biosynthetic process. The transcript has 10 exons. The record is from RefSeq and is a predicted model, not a curated record. NCBI's taxonomy places the organism in Eukaryota, Viridiplantae, Streptophyta, Magnoliopsida, Gentianales, Rubiaceae.